Solanum verrucosum is the source of this 305-nucleotide messenger RNA. RefSeq names its product low temperature-induced protein lt101.2-like. The transcript is spliced from 2 exons. The record is from RefSeq and is a predicted model, not a curated record. Bases 61 to 276 code for a protein of 71 amino acids. Lineage: Eukaryota; Viridiplantae; Streptophyta; Magnoliopsida; Solanales; Solanaceae. Gene Ontology annotation, cellular component: membrane.
UAGAAGUUUAUUAAACUUUCUUCAUAAAAUUUGUUAAAUAUAAAAUAAAAUAGUUUAAACAUGGCUUCAAGAUGUGAAGUUUUCUUGGAGAUUUUGCUUGCAAUCUUGAUUCCACCUCUUGGAGUUUUCUUUAGACAUGGUUGUUGCAGUUGUGAGUUCUUGAUUUGCUUGAUUUUAACCCUACUAGGUUAUAUUCCUGGAAUUAUUUAUGCAAUUUAUGCAAUUGUGGUUCGUGGUUAUGAUCAAGAUGAAGAAUGGCGUCCUCUCACAGCCUAGUUAUUAUUAUAUUUUUUAAUUUUUAAUAU